Molecule: messenger RNA, 537 nt
Organism: Fonsecaea pedrosoi CBS 271.37
Lineage: Eukaryota; Fungi; Ascomycota; Eurotiomycetes; Chaetothyriales; Herpotrichiellaceae
Exons: 4
Coding region: 1-537 (178 amino acids)
Molecular function (GO): oxidoreductase activity
Source: RefSeq, a predicted model, not a curated record
AUGUCGAUGCCUUCCUUUCUUGUUCAGCAUACCUUUGACCUGAAGCAGCUAUCCCCAAACUCCAAGCCCAACUACCAACCGUACGUAAAGUUGAGCUUCUUCUUCUCGAAAAGACCCGACAUCAGUCAUGAGGAUUUCCACAGGCAUUGGGAAACGGUGCAUGCGGAUCUGGCCGUGGCAUCAAAGGCAUUUGCGCUCAACAUCAAACGAUAUACUCAAUUCCAUGCACUUCCUAGGUGCAAGGAAGCGGCAAAGACUCUGAUCGAGGGAAUGGAACUAUUGGAGUAUGACGGUUGUAGUGAAAUUCUGGUCUCAUCCAUUGAGGAUGCUGCAGCGUUCUUUUCGAGCCCAGAAUACAUCGAAAAGAUGAACAGCAAGUCAAUGCCCCGCUCGCGAGACGAGGACAACUGGCUUGCUAGACCAGUCCGCUUCAUGAUCGGAUAUGACAAUUUGAUCUUCGGUCAGGGUUUACCGAUUCCAGAGGCCACAGACGGCAUCCUGCCCAAGGACUUGGAGACGGCACUUGGACAAGAGUGA